GGUCAUCGCAUCAUCACACUCACGCUCUCUUGUAUGCGUGUGUGUGGGUAACGCAUUUUAGGCACCCUUUACUGGCUAUAAGUACUUGCUGUUGUCCGCGUCAACCCUCGGGAGACUGCUUUGUCCCUCUCUGUUCCCAUCUCUCUGGUCUAUAGAGGGUCAAGAUACCGCUCUGUUUAUGCCGGUCCGCUCUUUGACUGCCUGUCUUUACUCAUUCACUUGCUCCUGAGUUCCUCACUGCUGCGAUACCCUCAUGUUCACGUCUUCUCCCUAUUCUCCGUCCUUGCUACGGUCGCCCUUCGCACCCGUCGACGACACGUCUCCGAUUCCAUCGCCCAGGUUCAUGUCGGUUCCCCUUGAAACGGAAGAGGACAGUGAUGCGGAACCGGACCGUGUGUUGGUUGGGCGCUUUCCACUGUCGUCCCCGCUGAGGUCUUCCAAUGUGUCGAGGAUUAGCCAUUGGACAACGGAAGAUAGUGACCCGAUGGCGCGAGUGCCGAUGUCGGCGACCACGACGUUCAGUGAGGAGGAGGGGCCGUUUACUCCGAGGAUUGAAAGGAACGAUGCAAUGAUUGAUCUGGCUCGCAAGCUGAACAUGCUCGAUCUGGCGGCGAAGGAGGCACAGGAGGUCGCAGCUAACUCGCCUCGCCAUACCCCACAUCAUAAAUACGCUCCUCUUGUACCACCUGAUAUCCUCUCCACACCAUCGACUACGACAAUCAUACCCCACAUAUUGAUCGAGCUUGAACGACGGCCGAUGGAUUGGGAAUAUACCCCUUCGCCCUCUGCGCACAGUCGCAGCCAAUCCAGAUCGAGUUUCCGACGUUCGCACCCACCAACUCCCCAACCCGUAUCGCCUCCGCCACUUCCACGAAAUGUUUACGGUCGUACUUCGGUCAUGUCAUCCGCGAUUGUUCCGAGAAAGAAGAAGACGAAGAAGGCCAAGAAGCCAAAGGGACCCACCAAGAAACCAGGUGUCGUUGAGUAUGCGGAGCAGCCCAUCAAGGGCAUAUCAGUGGACACCUAUGAUGAAGCGGUGAACAGUAUCACCUGGCUCAUGUCCCACCCCAAAUCAGUCGAGGACAUCUUGAGCUCUCCGAAAGGAAAACUGCUAUUCUGUCAGGCCCUGCUGGUGGAGUUUGGCGUUUGUCCGGACUUGCACCCUCUCCCCACGUCACACGGUGCCGCGCGGAGUCUGCUGCAAAAGAUGGUUCACAUUAAUAUUGCCGACUAUAUUGAAUGUCGAGGUCGUGGCAAGGAAGCACUGCGGUCGAGGAUGCUGGCCAGCAACAGUGCCUUGCGGCGGGACCUCAUGUCCAAGAAGAGGCGGGUGCCGUUAGGAGAAGUCAAGAGGAGGGGCUUGAGGAUGCUCCUCGCCAACAACUGCUGGCAGUGAUGUUGGAGUUACCCUCCUCUUAUGGUCAUGAUUUCCGGUUAUGCCCGUGAUGAUGUUGAUGUACUACUGACAUGCUGCAUAUCAUAACGCUGCCAUUCAGAGCUAAAUAUGUACGAUAGUUUCGAGAACCUAGUCACUGACCAACUUUUCGCUUCAUGACUAAUUGUACAACUUGUAACGAAAUUAAUACAUAGAGUGUCACCAC
Messenger RNA from Dacryopinax primogenitus, 1601 nucleotides. RefSeq lists its product as uncharacterized. The coding region runs from base 254 to 1396 and encodes 380 amino acids. Lineage: Eukaryota; Fungi; Basidiomycota; Dacrymycetes; Dacrymycetales; Dacrymycetaceae. The record is from RefSeq and is a predicted model, not a curated record. The transcript has 3 exons.